This is a messenger RNA of Tuber melanosporum (Perigord truffle), 844 nucleotides long. RefSeq lists its product as uncharacterized. The transcript is spliced from 5 exons. Bases 1 to 789 code for a protein of 262 amino acids. Lineage: Eukaryota; Fungi; Ascomycota; Pezizomycetes; Pezizales; Tuberaceae. The record is from RefSeq and is a predicted model, not a curated record. Gene Ontology annotation, biological process: ribosome biogenesis; cytosolic ribosome assembly.
AUGCCUAUUAACCAGCCUUCAAAUCAGAUUAAACUUACCAACGUCGCGAUCGUUAGGCUGAAGAAAGGCAAGAAGCGAUACGAGCUAGCAUGUUACAAGAACAAAGUCCUGGAAUACCGUACCGGAGUUGAGACGGAUCUGGACGAAGUCCUCCAAAUCCAGCAAGUCUUCACCAACGUCUCCAAAGGCGCUGUGGCACCUCAUGCCGACCUCCAAAAGUCCUUCGGGCCAAAAUCCACUACCGAGUCCAUAAUACUAGAAAUACUCCAAAAGGGCGAACUUCAGGUCGGUGAAAAAGAGCGCAACGCGAAACUCGAGCAAACACACACCGAAGUGAUCUCAAUCGUGGCGUCCAAAUGCGUUGACCCAACCUCUAAGCGCGUCUACACUCCUACCAUGAUUGAGAAAGCUCUUGCAGAGUUGUCUGCCAAGAAGAGGGAGGAAGGCGAGGAGGGUGCACCGAGGUGGAGUGGUGUCACGGAUAAGAAGAGCUCCAAGGCUCAGGCUUUGGAGGCUAUCAAGGCCUUGGUGUACCAUCAGCCUAUUUCUAUCGCACGAGCGAGGAUGAGGUUGAGAGUUGUUGCGCCAAAGAGGGUCAAGGAGAAGGUCAUGGAGUUUAUUGAGCAGGUUGAGGACGAAGUGUAUGAGGGCGGCAAUUGGGAAUGCACUGCGUUCGUCGAGCCCGGAAAGUACAAGAGCAUCGCGGACCUUGUUGCGUCAGAGACCAAGGGGAAGGGAAGAGUGGAGGUCAUAGACACUGCGGUUGUGUCUGAGGGCGAUAAUAGUUAGACGGCUUGGGGGAGGGGGAGGGGUGGAUCGGGGGGGUGAUAAAAUUGAGCUUUAC